UCCUUUUUUUAGGGUUAGGGUUCCACUCUUCCCCUCUCCUCUCUUUUAAAGGACUCGCACACCCUCUUUAUUUUCUCUCUCUUCCGCGCUUCACUUUCUCUUUGGAACUUCAGAUAUUCUCCGAGAGAAGAAGAAGAUGAUGCAGCCAGGACCCGGAAUGCCUCCAACAAACAUGGGCCAGCAGCCACCACAGCAGUACCAACAGCAGCCGCCGCAGCAGCAACCGCCAUACAUGAUGAUGCCGCCUCAGCCUCAGGCGCCUCCACCCAUGUGGGCUCCUUCCGCCCAGGCGCCGCCUCAGCAGGUUGCUCAGCCGCAGCAAUCGGCUCAGCCCACCAGCGCCGACGAGGUCCGCACCCUCUGGAUCGGAGACUUGCAGUACUGGAUGGACGAGAACUACCUCUACACCUGCUUCGCUCACACCGGCGAGGUGACCUCAGUAAAGGUUAUCCGGAACAAGCAAACUGGUCAGUCUGAGGGUUAUGGUUUUAUCGAGUUUGGUAGCCGGGCCGGAGCUGAGAGAGUGCUCCAGUCAUAUAAUGGAGCGAUUAUGCCAAAUGGUGGGCAGAGCUUCAGAUUGAACUGGGCUACAUUUAGUGCCGGUGAGAAGCGUCAUGAUGAUAGUCCAGAUCACACCAUAUUCGUUGGUGAUUUGGCUGCAGAUGUUACUGAUUACCUCCUUCAGGAGACAUUUAGGACUCGUUAUAGCUCGGUGAAGGGGGCAAAAGUUGUGAUUGAUAGGCUCACUGGCCGGACUAAGGGUUAUGGUUUUGUAAGAUUUGCGGAUGAAAGUGAACAAAUGAGGGCUAUGACUGAGAUGCAAGGGGUUCUUUGUUCAACUAGACCCAUGAGGAUUGGACCGGCCUCUAAUAAAAACCCUGCCACUCAGCAGAAAGCAUCUUAUCAGAAUCCUCAAGGUGCACAGAACGAGAAUGAUCCAACUAAUACAACAAUUUUUGUGGGCAAUUUGGACCCCAACGUCACUGAUGAUCUUCUGAGACAAGUUUUUGGUCAGUACGGAGAGUUAGUUCAUGUGAAGAUUCCAACGGGCAAGCGAUGUGGGUUUGUCCAAUUUGCAGACAGGAGCUGUGCAGAAGAGGCACUAAGGGUUUUGAAUGGAUCCCAGUUGGGUGGACAAAAUGUACGGCUCUCAUGGGGCCGCAGUCCUUCAAACAAACAGUCUCAGCCGGAAACAAAUCAGUGGAGUGGCGGGAGUGGUACCGGCGGGAGUGGCGGAUACUAUGGAUACGCUCAAGGCUAUGAAAAUUAUGGUUAUGCUGCUACUGGACAGGACCCCAACAUGUAUGGCAGUUAUCCGGGGUAUCCUAACUACCAACCUCCGCAGCAACAGCAGCAAUUAGGAUAUAGUUGAGAAGUUACUACUACAUUUCUGUCAUCUACUAUUGUCAUGUUAUGAUACUUGUUGAGUUGUUUUAUCUAUCCUCGAGUCUCGUGGAAAUCUGUCUCUGCUCCUUUUUGCUUUCCCCUUUUAUGUUUCUCCCAAACACUCAAACCCUCUUACUGUAUGCAUAACGAGUUGUUUGCUCAGUACUUAUUUAAUGUUCAGAUAUGAUGCGUGUUUUCUUUUAAA
Messenger RNA from Arachis stenosperma, 1591 nucleotides. Its product is annotated as polyadenylate-binding protein RBP45-like. Lineage: Eukaryota; Viridiplantae; Streptophyta; Magnoliopsida; Fabales; Fabaceae. The coding region runs from base 137 to 1372 and encodes 411 amino acids. Gene Ontology annotation, cellular component: cytosol. The transcript has 6 exons. The record is from RefSeq and is a predicted model, not a curated record. Gene Ontology annotation, molecular function: mRNA binding.